AGGCGUGACCGCCGUCCGCCUUUAUUGCUACGAAAGAGGCUGCGCGACCGCAGAGAACCGCAAAGCUCCGAGUGUUGUGAUUUAUAAUUAAAAAAAAGUGAUCAGUGACGUAAUUUAGGUGUUCGUUUGGAAAUGAAAAUGUGGCAGCAGUAUUUCCUUGUUUGUUUAGGCGCCACAUCAAUAGCAGCAGUUAAAAUACCAUUACAACCGUUAGAAAGUAAACAUACAAUCACAGAAAUAUUACCAAACGUCAAUGAACAAAUAGAGUCACUACCGAUUUACUAUGAAACAGAAGACAACAAUGGCGCUCAUAGCAUGGAAGCGAUUCGUGAUGUACCUACUCCUGCUACAUACUUACUACCACCGUCUCCUGACAAACAGAACGAAUACUUUGUGAAACCUACAGAACCGGGCGAACAAACCGAAUGGUAUCCAAUAGCAACACCGGCGAAGCAAGAAGAAAUAAUUCAUCAAGAACAUUCUGAUGAAGAAAAAACCAAUUUGAGAUCAGGGAAAUCUCUACACAGGGGUCAAGUUAUAACAGUGCCAUCAAGAAAUCUGUUACCACCACGAGAAAAUGCACAACAUGAUUUCAUAGUAAUGUCUCUCUCUCCAGAUCUGGAAUUGCCAUCAGAAGAAAUAGACCACACAUUGAAUCAACAUGUAAAUAUAGAACUGCCAGUUUUGAGACCGCCUUUAGAGAAACCAUACACUGCGAAUUUUAGAGUGAAUCCCUCGCUUGUACCAUUUAUCAUGCCACCAAAAAAUGUUCAAGCCUUCAAAAACCCGACAAGGUUGUACCCGAAAAAGUACGUCAACGAAUUUAAGCCCAUACCCAUACCAGUAGCGCAAUACAAAGAGGAAUCUGAAGACUUGCCUACCGUUAAACCUCAAUCUCAAGAUGCAAUUGUAUACCACAGCGAUUAUUUGACACCCUCCAAAGAGAAGAAGAAUUAUGUAUACGAAGAAACCCAGAAGAAGCACAAAAAUCGACAAGAAAUUGCAAAGCCCGAAGCUGCACAAGGUGAAGAAAUAAGACCUGCAGAGCAAGAUACUUCGGAAUCUAUCCACAGAUAUCCUGGAAAUCACGUACGUCCUACACAGUCGAGAAAAGAGUCGGUCAAGCAUAAACCAGUGAACAAGUCCAAAGGAGAGCGCACAGAGUUUCGGAUGCACGGAAUGAAAGGUCCUAACAGCUAUCAGUUCGGCUACGACACUGGAAAAGGUAAAAAUCGCCAGUUCCGGUACGAGGAACGAGACAAUGAUGGUCACGUGAGAGGACACUAUGGAUACGUAGACAAGUUCGGAAAGCUUCGCGUGGUCAACUACGACGCCGAUCCUGAACUUGGGUUCCGCGCUGAAGCGCCAGUUGUUAAGGACUGAAAUUACUAUUAAUUAAAUUAAUUUAUAUGUACUAUUAACUCAAGGGAAUAUGCAUUAUGCACGUAUUUUUUAUAUUUUUAAUCGAUUUCUGGCAUAACAAAAUAAUGGUAUUAGUAAAAUCCCGACACAAAACAUUAAUAGGUAUUUUCUUAAAAUAUCUGAAAAGGCAUUUAAAAUGCCGUCAUUUUGUGCGUGCUACUUCUACAUAAUUGAACUGAAAAUCAAAUUGAAAUAUAAAUAAAACUGUACAGUUAAAACUGGAGGUCUGUAGCCCGCAUUAGCGCAUACAAACAAAA
Molecule: messenger RNA, 1679 nt
Organism: Bicyclus anynana (squinting bush brown)
Lineage: Eukaryota; Metazoa; Arthropoda; Insecta; Lepidoptera; Nymphalidae
Exons: 5
Coding region: 133-1383 (416 amino acids)
Cellular component (GO): chitin-based extracellular matrix
Molecular function (GO): structural constituent of chitin-based larval cuticle
Source: RefSeq, a predicted model, not a curated record